This is a messenger RNA of Corticium candelabrum, 1509 nucleotides long. RefSeq lists its product as uncharacterized. Lineage: Eukaryota; Metazoa; Porifera; Homoscleromorpha; Homosclerophorida; Plakinidae. The record is from RefSeq and is a predicted model, not a curated record. Gene Ontology annotation, biological process: DNA integration. Bases 203 to 655 code for a protein of 150 amino acids. The transcript has a single exon. Gene Ontology annotation, molecular function: nucleic acid binding.
AACUGGAGCAGGUCAACAUGAUCAAUCAUUUGCUGGUGGAAGCACUACACUACAAACCAUUCAAAAUGCUACUCAAGAAGAUCAGAGCUUACAAGAACUACAGCAAUACAUCAUACAAGGAUGGCCAGACACGAAGUACGGUCUUGCAUCAUACAUUACACCAUAUUACGACAUUCGGGAUGAAUUGACCGUGCAGCAAGGAAUGAUUUUGAAAGGAAAUACACUAGUGGUGCCACAAGCAGCUCGAAAAUUUGCUCUAGAACGAAUACACAGUUCACACAUGGGAGCAAAUGAUUGCAUUAGAAGAGCCAGGGAAGCACUCUAUUGGCCGGGUACGACAAGCCAUAUUAGAAAUCAUGUACAGAAAUGUUCCAUAUGUCGAGACUAUGACAACAAGCAACAGAAGGAACCUUUUUUAGCACACGAAGUACCUCCAAGACCAUGGGCAAAAGUAGGAGCAGAUCUACUCAAAUUCAAGAGCCGUGAUUAUCUCAUAGUCACUGACUACUACAGUAAUUUCUGGGAGAUUGACGGACUACAAGCAACAACUUCAGAUGAUGUCAUCAGGAAAAUGAAACAACACUUCUCUCGAUAUGGCAUACCAGAAGUCCUCAUUUCUGAAAACGGUACGCAAUUCACAUCAAGAGAAUUUUGAUCAUUCACGAAGCAGUGGGAGAUACAGCAUGAGACUAGUAGUCCACAUCACCAUCAAUCCAAUAGCAAAGCAGAAAACAGUGUAAAGACAGCAAAACGACUCAUGAAAAAGCUCUACAAGCGGGAACAGAUCCAUGGCUAGCAAUUCUUGAAUUCAGAAACAUGCCAACUGAAGGACUAAAAACAAGUCCUGCACAAUGGUUAAUGAACAGAAUAACAAGAACUCUGUUGCCCACAAUAGAACAACUUUUACCAGAGAAAAUGGAGGAACAUCACAACAUAAUGGAACGGAAGAAAAGGCAAGCAAAAUAUUACAACAUGAAAGCCAGAGACCUAUCAGAGCUGAAGACAAAUGAUGUAGUUUGAAUUCAACCAACUGGUAGAGACACAGUUUGGAAACCAGCCAAAAUAGAAAAAGUGCUACCAAACAGAUCAUAUUUGGUUAUCACCCCUGGAGGAACUACCUAUAGAAGAAAUAGAGUGCAGCUAUGAAAGACAAAGGAGAAAUUCAAGCCUUCAGCAGGUAUGGAUGAUCCCCCCCAGUCGAGAUGACACCACAACCAAGACAGAAGAAACAAACAUCUAUCCCUACACCUGUUACAAAGAAGACAGUACCACCACAAGCACAGGCAAGCAAAUCAGGAAGAGAACAAGCAAGAGAGACUGUAACAUCUACCACAUGAUCUGGCAGAACAGUAACAAGGCCAAAGUAUCUAAGAGACUACUACGUAUGCGGUAAAUAGACACUUAGCAUGCAUGGUAGCAUGUUUUUUUCAUAAAGAAAAACGGAUGUAUGGGGUAACCCAAUUAGCGUACUAUAUAAACGUAGUGUGUUGAUUGUAAUAGAGACUUCUU